Messenger RNA from Aureobasidium vineae, 348 nucleotides. Lineage: Eukaryota; Fungi; Ascomycota; Dothideomycetes; Dothideales; Saccotheciaceae. The record is from the annotation of a GenBank genome assembly.
AUGGCCGGCCGCAUAAACUACCAAACCUGCACUUACCAAUGCAUCCGCCCAGGCGAACUCUGGCAAUGCAAUUGGCUGGAGGAAACAGGCACCAUAUGCUCUCUGGUCUACGAUAUCAAGAAUGAGAAAAUAACUACGCUGAUCGCGUUUUCAAAGGGUCAUUGGGAGAAUCCGGAAGAGGCGAGNGGGGAUAAGAGGGAACAAGAGGUGUUUGAGAGAUGGAGGGGUUUGGCGAAGCAGGGUUCGCAGGUGGAAAGGUUUAUGUUGAGUGAGCAGGCGGAUAUCAAGGAGAAGUUCAAGGGCAAGGGCGAGUUGGUGCCUAUUGAGGGGGAUGCCGAGACUUUUUAG